Molecule: messenger RNA, 2910 nt
Organism: Didymodactylos carnosus
Lineage: Eukaryota; Metazoa; Rotifera; Eurotatoria; Philodinida; Philodinidae
Source: the annotation of a GenBank genome assembly
GCACAGGAGAGUUCAUUGUGAAAUAUUUCUAUCGCAUAGUCCUUUUUUUGUUUCAUGUCAUUGUGUUUGAUUAUUACUACAUAAAGUGAAGAAUUUUUAGGGCUUUUCUACGGUUUCCUGCCGCGAAUCAAGCUGCCUUAUAAGAAGUGUAGGUGGCAAACACAUUAUUUGGUGAAUAUGUUUAAAGUGCGAUGCUCAGCACAAAUAGCACUAUGAUGACGGCUGACGUGGUGUCGUUUCCUAAAUAAUUCGUAAAUAAUUUUUUGUAAUUAUUUAUAUUAAUUUGGGUACAAAAAUUCGUUCAGAUUAAUCGUUGAUUUGAAAUUAAUUUCAGCAAAUGUUUUCUAAAUCAAUUUGAAUGAAUUAUUUAUUACAAAUUGAUUUACGGAAUUGAGUUACGGAAUCACGCAUUUUACAAAUAACUAUGUUUUCGCAGUUCGAGUUUGUUCCUUCAAGAAUGAGCGAUAAUUGAACUAAAAUGACAUUGCUAAUCUCAAAACAUUUCUCUAUCUAACUAUUGCAAGAGAUAGGAGAAAAAGUCAAACGAAAACAGCUUCUUAUCUAAAUUUGGACAUAAAAGGUGACCAUUACGUGGAAUGGUCCUUUUCCAUUUUAAACAGCCUGAACUUCCAGUAGAAGGAUGUGCAAGUCGGGAGCCGACUCACUUCAGGCGAGCGAGGCUUCUAGAGAUGAGAACAUAUUUCCACUUCUUGUCUGGACAAGAGAAGUGACACAUGAAAUACAGUUUUUUGUUAACCUCUGAAGAAGAAUUCGCAUCUACAGUAAGUUCGACUCCCAAUAUUAAUUAAAACUAAUUUAUAUUAUCAAAACUAUUACAAAUCGAUUACAAAUACAUUUAUUUUUAAAAUGAAUUUUGAGCCAUCGAAGCUAGUUUACAUCAAUUUAACGGAUUAAAACGAUCUCGAACUCAUUCGAAAUAAAUUACUCUAAAUGAAUUUGAGAGUGGAAAUUAAUCUGAAGCAAUUUAAAGCACGAAAUUAAUUCGAAUUUAUUCAAAAUAAAUUAAUUCAAACCAGUUUAGUUAAAACUAAUUUAAAUUAAUGUCUUUUCAAACUAAUUGGAACUAAUUUCAACCUAGAAAUAUUUUCACUGCGAAAUUGAUGUAAACUAAUUUCCUACAAACGAAUUUAAAUUAAUUUGGCCUCCUAAAUUGAUGUGAAGUAAUUUUCCAUCGUUUUUUGAGUCAGAAAUUAGUGUACAUUAAUUUAACGUUAUUUAAAAGUUUCAAUGGGUUGGUAAUCAUAAUGACGAUACCGGUACCUUUAAAUACGCAGUCCUUUUUAUACAGACGGAUAUUUGGAAAAAAUAUUUAUUCAAAUCUUCUAUGAGGCUACUUUAACAAUAAAAUUAAUUUGGGCAUAAAACUUAAAACUUAAAGGAAAUCAGUACUUCUUCCAACACUCACCAAUGGGUUCGGUUAUAAAAGUAAUUAAUGCAAUCAGUUUUGCACGAAUAGAGAUUGCGCAUAUUCCGUACAAGUGAGGUUGUGCAAUCGACUCCAUAUUACCAGAAUUUUAUUUUAUUUUGUUUUCUCGGUUUUAUGUAGUUUGAAAUAAACUUUAUUCUUAUACAAUUCCUUCACACUUCCAAGCACUUCAGUCUGUAAAUAAACGAUUUCUUCUAUACCAAUACGCAAAUAUUUUCGCGAUGGAUGGAAGAAAGAAAGGCAUCUCACUGUUAAGGAAUCAAACUUUUAUGACAUUCAAAAUCAUAACACGUUUCAUUUCGUUCUCUUACUUCAAACUUCCAUUUUCAGGUAGUCAAGUGACAAGGAUAUAAACUAAUUUCUUUUUUAUCUCUCUCUCUCUGGUUAAAACAUAAAGUCGUUGACUCUAAUAGUCACUGAUGUCUCACAUGUCGUUUGUUACUGUUUUGUUUUCCAUCGGAAAUCACACCCAUAGGAACAACAAAAACUAAUCUCAACAGUCUUUCUAGCUGACACAACCUCUUCUCAUUCUACUUCUAUGUAAUACUGGUGUUCGUUCUUCUUUUAGUCGACAUAUGAGUGUUCGAUAUUGUGAUAUCGAUACAGACAACAAGAAGCUGACACCGGUGUACGGUUAUCUCAGUUCACCACUGGUGCCAUUGGAACUUUCACUCGAGAAAAUAAUACCACUCAUCGAUAAUCUCCAACGCUAUGUUAAAAUCGCUAAACAACACUGUUAUUCGUUCGACCAUCUUACAAAAGAGGAAUCAGCUGCCUUGUAUUUGUAUUCGAUGGAGUGGGGUGCUCGAAGCUUUUAUCGCGUAUUGAACAAAGCACUACGAGAUGAAAAUCGUGCAGCAUUAAAACCAUGGUUUCCAUACUUGAAACUGCUUGACACUGCUCUUAACAAACUGCCAUCUAAGAAGCUACCUUUAUGGCGCGGUGUCGAUGCUGACGUGAGUGGAAGCUUUCAAGAAGGACAACUAUUGACAUGGUGGUCAGUCGUAAGUAAUGUGCUUGAUCACUCUGGUGGCUUACACAUCGUGCAUCUGCGCGAAGUUGAUGAUGAUGACGACUCAGUGAGUGACUCAAUAUCUUCACUCACGAUAAAUGAGACAACCAAUUCCGGUUCAUCAUCGAUAGUAGUGAAGAAGAAAGUGAUCUUAGCUGAUAGUGGUAGCUAUGACGGUGAUACUGUGAACGAUGUACCAAACGGCACAGGUGUAUGUGCAUGGCCGACUGGUAGGCAUUAUACUGGGAAAUGGCAAGAUGGCAAAACGCACGGUCGAGGAGUUUACACAUACGCGAAUGGGGACAGGUAUGACGGCGAAUGGCAAGAUGGCAAAAAGCACGGUCGAGGAGUUUUCACAAACGCGAAUGGGGGCAGGUAUGACGGCGAAUGGCAAGAUGGCAAAAAGCACGGUCGAGGAGUUUACACAAACGCGAAUGGGUGCAGAAGUUGA